Messenger RNA from Erinaceus europaeus (western European hedgehog), 3636 nucleotides. It is a transcript of the gene KANK3, whose product is annotated as KN motif and ankyrin repeat domains 3. Gene Ontology annotation, molecular function: protein binding. The transcript is spliced from 11 exons. Lineage: Eukaryota; Metazoa; Chordata; Mammalia; Eulipotyphla; Erinaceidae. Gene Ontology annotation, biological process: negative regulation of actin filament polymerization. The record is from RefSeq and is a predicted model, not a curated record. Gene Ontology annotation, cellular component: cytoskeleton; cytoplasm. Bases 71 to 2605 code for a protein of 844 amino acids.
CCUCGAAGGGGCGGGCGCGGCGGGGGCUGAGGCUUCAGGCUGUGACCACCUGAAGCUGCUUCCCAAAAUCAUGGCCAAGUUUGCUCUGAAUCAGAACCUGCCCGACUUGGGGGGCCCUCGCCUGUGCCCGCCGGGGGGUGCCCGCAGCCCGAGCUCGCCCUACUCGGUGGAGACACCCUACGGCUUCCACCUGGACCUGGAUUUUCUCAAAUACAUCGAGGAGCUGGAGCGCGGCCCCGCAGCCCCGCGCCGCCCCCGGGGCCCCUCUCCGGCCCGCCGCCUGCCCCGAGGCCCUCCCCGGCCCGGAGUGCGCAGCCCGGGCGCCUGGACUUCCAGCGAGUCCCUGGCCAGCGAUGACGGGGCCCCCGGGGCGCUCUCCCCGGCCGCCCCGUCGGGGCUCCCGCGCCCGCCGCUGUCCCCGCGCGCUCCCGGGCGCAACCCGCGGGUGGAGCGCACGCUGCUGGAGACCAGCCGGCGGCUGGAGCUGGCGCAGGCGCAGCAGAGCGCCCCGGGCCCCGCCCCUUUCCCUCCCGGCCACGCCCCCAAUGCUCCCGGCCCGCGCAGCCCGCGCAGCCCGCGCAGCCUCAGCCCCGCCCCUGACCACGCCCCUCCCCCACCGGGCCCCGCCCCCGCCCUGCCUAGUCCGCGCAGGGCCGGGAGAUCCAGCCCCGCCCCCGGCUCUGGCCCCGCCCCCGCCGCCUCGCCCGGCCCCGCCCAGCUGCAGCUGGUGCGCGAGCAGAUGGCGGCGGCGCUGCUGCGCCUGCGCGAGCUGGAGGACCAGGCGCGCGCGCUGCCCGAGCUGCAGGAGCAGGUGCGCUUGCUGCGUGCCGAGCGGGCGCGGCUGCUGCAGUCGGGGCGCGGGGACCCCGAACCCGCCGGCGUCGGCGGCGAGCCCCGAUCGGACAAGCUCGCCCAGCUGCGGAGGCUCACUGAGCGCCUGGCCACCUCCUCCCGCCCCAAGGCCAGCCCCGGCGGCCCCGGCGGCGUCGAGGAUCCCGAUGGGGCGCCCGCGGGGCUCCAGGGCCUCGACGGGGCGGACGGGGAGCCCCGGGAGCGCCAUGCAGGCGUGCAGGCCGUGCCCGGGACCCAAGAGGUGGCAGCCCAGGCCGUGCGGGAAACCCGGGAGGUCGGCGUGGAGGUGGCACCGUGCACCGUCGAGGCGGACGCCUGGGUGACCGAGGUGCUGCUGGGGGUGCCGGAGGCGGUGGAGAUGGAGCUGCAGGUGUUGCGGGACAGCCUGGAGCAGCAGCAGGGGCUGAGCGAGCUCCUGCGGGGCCGGCUGCAGCAGCUGGAGGAGGCCCGUCGGGCAGAGGAGGAAGAGGAGGAGGAGGAGGAGGAGGAGGAAGCCCCGACGGCCAGGACCCAGCUGCAGGAGGCGGCCACCCAGACCCCGUGGGGCUGUGCAGACAAGGCCACCCAGACCGAGCCCCCCUCCCCGACGGCCAGUCCCACACCGGGGGAAGGAGCCAUCCCGCCCGUCGGCACCCUCAAAUCCAUCAUGAAGAAGAGAGACGGGACUCCGGGUGUCCAGCCCAGCCCCAAAAGCCUACAGUUUGUAGGGGUCCUCAAUGGAGAAUACGAGAGCUCAUCCAGCGAGGACGACAGCAACAGCGACCGUGACAGUGAGAACGAGGCUGGCCAGCCGGCCAUAAGCAGUUCUUCCUCCUCUGGCUCUGGAGACGACAGUGGUGGGGGCUCGGAUCCAGGACCCCCGGGACCCCCCAAGGAGGGGGACAGCCAGAGUCCAGACCCUGAGGUGGAGCCCAGCCCGCAGGGAAGAUGCGAGCUGAGCCCCCGGCUGAGGGAGGCCUGUGUCGCGUUGCAGAAGCAGCUGAGCCGGCCACGCGGAGCCCCCCGCGAUGGGGCCGCAGCCCGCCUGGUGGCCCAAGAGUGGUUCCGGGUGUCAAGCCAGCGGCGCUCACAGGCCGAGGCGGUGGCCGGGGUGCUGGGCGCGGUGGGGCGCCUGGGUCCCCAACUGCUGGCCCACGUGGUCAACCUGGCAGACGGGAAUGGCAACACGGCGCUGCAUUACAGCGUGUCGCACGGGAACCUGGCCGUCUGCCGCCUGCUGCUGGACACUGGGGUCUGUGAGGUGGACCGGCAGAACCGAGCUGGGUACUCAGCACUCAUGCUAUCAGCACUGACUUCCGUGGGGCGGGAGGAGGCGGACAUGGCCGUGGUGCGCAGGCUGUUCAGCUUAGGUGACGUUAAUGCCAAGGCCAGCCAGACGGGCCAGACAGCCCUCAUGCUGGCCAUCACCCAUGGCCGCCAGGACAUGGUGGCCGCCCUCCUGGCCUGUGGAGCGGACGUGAACGUCCAGGAUGCCGACGGGGCCACGGCGCUCAUGUGCGCCAGCGAGUAUGGCCGUCUGGACACCGUCCGGCUCCUGCUGGCCCAGCCGGGCUGCGAUCCUGCCCUGCUGGACAAUGAGGGCACCAGCGCCCUGGCCAUCGCCCUGGAGGCUGAGCAGGACGAAGUGGCAGGUCUGCUGCAUGCCCACCUGAGCUCAGGGCAGUGCCAGCCGCAGGAGAAGGGAGGCCCCCCAGAGGACGAGCCUCGUGGAAGCAGUGAGGGCAGAGAUGGAGAGGGCCCCGAGGCUCAGUGAAGGGUCCAGAGGAAGGACUCGCUCUGUGGGUCUUCAAGGAGCUCAGGACUUGUCCAGAGGGGUCUGCUGUGGCCGCUGCGACCUUGGAAAGGCUGUGAACACGGGAGGGCAGGAGAGACACUCCAGGUUACCCCCCUCCCCAAUAAAAGUGUCUGGGCGGGAGUCAGCAAGUGCAAGUGGCGCAAAGCACAAGGACCGGCAGAAGGAUCCCGGUUCCAGCCCCCGGCUCCCCACCUGCAGGGGAGUCGCUUCCCAGGUGGUGAAGCAGGUCUGCAGGUGUCUGUCUUUCUCUCCCCCUCUCUAUCUUCCCCUCCUCUCUCCAUUUCUCUGCCCUAUCCAACAAUGACAUCAAUAACAACUACAACAAUAAAAAACAAGGGCAACAAAAGGGAAAGUAAAAUUUUUUUUAAAAAUACAUUAAAAAAAAAAAGGAAAAAAAAGCCUGGCUAAGUCUGUCUGAUUUGGGGAACACAGGGUGGCGGGACAAGACAACCCCAGACUAAGGGAGAGGCCCAGCUGGCGCAGCUAGAGGUGGACCCGGGAAGGAGGUAACAGAGUGGUCACCGAGUGUGUGUGUCCUGAAUUUACCUUAGUUUACAGACCCCCCAGGUUCAAGCCCCUGGUCCCCACUGCGGGGGGGGGUGGGGGGAGAGAAACUUCACAAGUGAAGCUGGACCACAUGGUGCCUGUCUCUCUCCUCUCCCACCCCCUUCCCUCUUGAUUUCUGGUUGUCUCCAAAUCUGACAUAGGUCGAACCUGGGUCCUUGCACAUGGCUAAGGUCACCCCCCCCCCAUCUAGGGUUACUGCUAGAGGCCUGGCGCCUGCACUAUGAAUCCACUGCUCCUGGUGGCCAUUUUUUUUCCUUUUUGGAUAGGACAGAACAACGGGGAGAAUGAAAAAUAAGCCAAGGGCAGACCCGUAGGUGGGGAGCCGGGGGCUCAAACCAGGAUCUUUGGGCUUUGCACUAAACCCCAUCUACCGCCGGGCCCUGACUUGUGCUCUUAAUGAAGAGCACCACCAUCUGUCUGAC